AUGUCGAAGCACGACCUCCACAUGCAGCCGCGCAUGGUCAAGAAGGGACCCUUCUCGGUUGAGGCUCCCGGCUACGAAAAGAAGGACGGCGAGACCAUUCCUCGCCGACACCCGGCCGCAAAGGAUGGCCUCAUCCUGCGCCCGGCGGAGGACGUCGCGACCACCUACGACAACCUCCGCCGCGCUGCCCGCCUGUUCGGCAACAACAGGGCCAUCGGCAGCCGCAAGCUGAUCAAAACACAUGUGGAGAACAAGAAGGUCAAGAAGAUGGUGGAUGGUGUGGAGCAGGAGGUCGAAAAGCAAUGGACCUACUUUGAGAUGAGCGGGUACAGCUACAUGACCUUCCUCGAGUAUGAGCAGCUCUGCCUCCAGCUCGGCGCCGGCCUGCGCAAACUGGGGUUGGAGAAAGACGGCCGCAUCCACCUGUACGGUGCGACGAGCGCACACUGGCUGGCGAUGUCGUACGCCGCCUCGUCGCAGUCCAUCACCAUUGUCACCGCGUACGAUACCCUGGGCGAGGAGGGCCUCAAGCACUCCCUGGUCCAAACCUCCUCUACCGCCAUCUUCCUCGACCCUAAUCUGAUCAAGUCCCUGGCCCACGUCCUCAAGGAUGCCCCCUCCAUCAAGCACGUCAUCUAUAACACCGACAACGAGGUCAAGCAGGAGGAUCUGGAGAAGUUGAAGAGUGACUUCCCCCACAUCCAGGUGCUAAGCCUGGAGGACCUGCGCGCGUCCGGCGAGGAGCACCCCGUGGACCCCGUGCCGCCCAAGCCGGAGGAUCUCUGCUGCAUUAUGUAUACAUCCGGCUCGACUGGCCCCCCCAAGGGGGUUCCUCUGACCCAGGCCAACGUGAUUGCGGCCACUGCUGGGGUCAACGAGAUUGUCGGCCCCUACGUCGGCCCCAACGACUCGCUGCUCACCUAUUUGCCGCAAGCGCACAUUCUCGAGUUCAUGUUCGAGAACCUGUGCUUGUUCUGGGGAGGCUGCAUGGGAUACGGCAACCCUCGCACAUUGUCCGAUGCCUCCAUGCGCAACUGCAAGGGUGACAUCCGUGAGUUCAAGCCCACCAUUCUGGUUGGCGUUCCGGCGGUGUGGGAGUCUGUCAAGAAGGGUGUGUUGAACAACCUCAACAAAAACAGCUUCAUCAUCAAGGGCAUGUUCUGGGGUGCGAUGGCGGCCAAGAACUUCCUGCUGACCAACGGGUUCCCCGGCGCUAACACGGGUGCGUCGAUCCUGGAUGCUAUUGUCUUCAAGAAGCUCAAGGAUGCCACCGGUGGCCAACUCCGCCUCAUGAUGAACGGUGGUGGCCCCAUUUCCAAGGACACCCAGCGUUUCCUCUCGAUGGCCAUUGCUCCCAUGAUCAGUGGCUACGGCUUGACCGAGACCUCGGCCAUGGGUGCUCUGAACGAUCCGUUGGCAUGGAACCCCAACGCGCUCGGCGAGGUGCCCGCCUCGAUCGAGAUCAAGCUCGUCGACUUUCCCGAUGCCGGCUACCUGACCAAGAACAAGCCCCCCCAGGGGGAGAUCUUCAUCCGCGGUGGCGGCGUGACAUCGGGCUACUUUGACAACGAGGAGGAGACCAAGAGCGCACUGACCGAGGACGGCUGGUUCAUGACCGGCGACAUUGGCGAGUUCGACCCCAACGGCCACCUGCGCAUCAUCGACCGCAAGAAGAACCUGGUCAAGACGCUGAACGGCGAGUACAUUGCUCUGGAGAAGCUGGAAUCUGUGUACCGUUCCACCCCGGUGGUUGGCAACAUCUGCGUCUACGCUGCAGAGGACCAGGACAAGCCCGUGGCCAUCAUUGUCCCCGUGGAGCUUGCGUUGAAGAAGAUUGCGAGCGAGAACGGCAUCUCGGGGGACACCCUCGAGGCCCUCGUGCACAACGAGAAGCUCCAGCGCCUGGUUCUCCAGCAGCUGCAGAGCUCUGGUCGUGCCGGUGGCUUGAGAGGUAUUGAGAUCAUCAACGGUGUGGUGCUCUCUGAUGAGGAGUGGACUCCUCAGAACGGCUUCAUGACUGCUGCCCAGAAGUUGCAGCGCAAGAAGAUCGUGAACAAGUACAAGGCCGAGAUCGACAAGGCCUACGGCAAGAAAUAA
Messenger RNA from Penicillium canariense, 2097 nucleotides. RefSeq names its product long-chain fatty acid-CoA ligase FAA1 (gene faa4). The transcript is spliced from 2 exons. Gene Ontology annotation, biological process: long-chain fatty acid metabolic process; long-chain fatty-acyl-CoA metabolic process. Gene Ontology annotation, molecular function: long-chain fatty acid-CoA ligase activity. Lineage: Eukaryota; Fungi; Ascomycota; Eurotiomycetes; Eurotiales; Aspergillaceae. The record is from RefSeq and is a predicted model, not a curated record. Gene Ontology annotation, cellular component: endoplasmic reticulum; plasma membrane; lipid droplet. The coding region runs from base 1 to 2097 and encodes 698 amino acids.